UAAUAAAACGCUUAGUUUGUAAUUUAGCUAGGUAGAGUUGGAAAUCACAGAGUAGGGCUCAAGUAGUAGAUAGUUAAUGAAUUGAAGGCAUUAAGUCAAUUUAAAAGCACCCCACCUAGAGAAUAUCGAUCCAGCCACCCAAUUGCCUCCUUCGUUUCUCUAAUAAUUUCAACCUCUCUUUGUCUUUCCCUACCUAGCUAGUUCCUUCUAUGAAUUCACCUUAGCUUCACCACCCUCUCUUACUAUUGUACUGUUAGGCAGCAACCAUAUAUUACUAAUCACUAAUCACUCAUCACUCAUCACUCCUAGCUUCCUCUUUCAUUUGCACAUUUCAUUCUGGAAUUCAUCACUUUCAUUUCCAACCAUGACUUGCUCUCAGGAUCAAAAGGUAACAACAAUGGUGUUGAAGGUUGAUCUUGAUUGUUGUCAAUGCUACAGAAAGGUUAAAAAAGUUCUCUGCAAAUUCCCUCAAAUACGAAACCAAGUGUUCGAUGAAAAGAAUAACACGGUGACCAUCACCGUGGUUUGCUGCAGUCCUGAGAAGAUCAGAGACAAGCUUUGCUGCAAAGCUGGCAAAUCCAUUAAGAGCAUCGAGAUCGUCAAGCCUCCUCCACCCAAGCCUGCUCCUAAGCCUACUCCCGCUCCCGCUCCUGCUCCAGCAUCCGAGCCUCCAAAGCCGCCCAAGUCCGCUCCAGCUCCCGCUCCUGCUCCAGCACCCGAGCCUGAGAAGCCUAAGCCUGCUCCCGACCAGAAGCCGCCACCGAUGCAGAAAAAUGGCUCCAAGAAUGGCUCAAAGAACGGCUCCAAGAAAUCCGACCCCCCACCUGAGGCAGCUCCAAAAGCAGCUCCAGCCCCAGCUCCAGCUCCAGCACCCGCACCCGCACCCGCACCCGCACCCGCGCCAAAGCAACCUGAGCCACAGGCCCAAUGGGUGCCUGGCUAUCCCCCAGCAGGUCCACCACCUCAGGCAUUUCCGGUAGCGAUGUGCUGUACUCCUUGCUACGAAGGUAGACCCGGUGGGCCAUGCUAUGGGCCUGGGCCCGGGUAUCCGUACGGUUACUACGGGCGACCAUGCCCACCCCAACCCUACUGCGUUAGUCGGUGCGAUUAUUUCAGCGAGGAAAAUCCUUCUGCAUGUUCUAUCAUGUGACCUGUUUUUCAGCGAACCUUAAUUCAUUCCCUCUUUAAAUCGUUUGCUAA
Messenger RNA from Chenopodium quinoa (quinoa), 1200 nucleotides. RefSeq names its product anther-specific proline-rich protein APG-like. Bases 365 to 1150 code for a protein of 261 amino acids. NCBI's taxonomy places the organism in Eukaryota, Viridiplantae, Streptophyta, Magnoliopsida, Caryophyllales, Amaranthaceae. The record is from RefSeq and is a predicted model, not a curated record. Gene Ontology annotation, molecular function: metal ion binding. The transcript has 3 exons. Gene Ontology annotation, biological process: regulation of defense response to fungus.